Messenger RNA from Trichogramma pretiosum, 1969 nucleotides. Its product is annotated as cytochrome P450 9e2-like. NCBI's taxonomy places the organism in Eukaryota, Metazoa, Arthropoda, Insecta, Hymenoptera, Trichogrammatidae. The transcript has a single exon. The record is from RefSeq and is a predicted model, not a curated record. Gene Ontology annotation, molecular function: monooxygenase activity; heme binding; iron ion binding. The coding region runs from base 473 to 1969 and encodes 498 amino acids.
UUAACAUUGAAAAUAUUCCAAACUGUAUGAAUAUCAUCUGUUGCAUAAUUGAAAUGUUAUGGAUAAUUUUAUAAGUUAAAGAUUAACGGCUCAUUUCUGUCUUUGAAAUCCUUACGAAAACGAUGCGAGUUUUAUUUACUACAAUUAAUGAACACAUGUUUGUUUUAAUUUUCGGAAGUUCGAAUGCACCUUCCGAGUGCAUCAAUAAAAGUUCCUUAAUGAAUAAUUUGGUAAUCUUAUCAAAAAACGAUCAUGAAAAAUUAUUGUAACAAAGAUUAUGCUAAACUGUGUGGUAGCAACAAAUUUGAUAAGCGCAAUAACAUUUAUAAUAACAUGCGGUGAUACUUCAUCGCGUUUUUGUUUGAAGAUCCUACGGCAAAACGGAUAUAAUUCGGUGAAAAUUUACUGUAUGUAAAGAAUUUAGUUUCUUCAUUAUUCAGUGAAUAUAACGGUUUUUUUUUUGUUAUCAAACAUGGAAACAGCUACGUUUUUGUUAAUCAGUUUAGUUUUACUCGGUAUUUAUGUGUACUUCAGAAGACGUUUGAACUAUUUUAAAUCGCUGGGUGUACCUUAUGUGCCCAGUGGGCUAUUUGGCUCUUUGUCCGGUGUGAUAUUUGGCACAAAAUAUAAAAGCUACCUGUUAAGAGAACUCUACAAUUAUCAGCCAGAGGCCAAGUACAUUGGGGUGUACAAUUUUACGCAACCAAUAAUUCUAUUGAGAGAUUUAGAUCUUAUAAAAAAUUUAGCCGUCAAGCAUUUUGAGAACUUCCCAAGCCAUGUCCCCUUCGUCGACGACAUGGUCGAUCCGAUGUUCGGUGUCAAUCUGUUCAACAUGGCUGGGGAUCGUUGGAAAGAAACUCGAAACCUGCUUACUCCAACUUUCACCGGCAACAAAAUGAAGGGUUCGUUUGAACUCAUGGUCAAAUGUGGAGAGAACCUCGUGAACUAUUUAGAAGAGCUACCGGACGAGGAACGCGAAAAAAUCCCGACGAAGAACUUUUUUGGAAGACUCGCUACCGACUUGAUAGCGACCUGCGCUUUUGGAUUGCAGGUAGAUUCGCUGAAAAAUCCAAAAAACGAAUUUUUUCGCUUCGGAAUGAAUGCUUUGAGCUCCUUCACGCCCACUAAACAGGCCUGCGCUAGAACUUUCCCGAGGCUAAUGAAAUUGCUCAACAUCAAAAUUUUCAACGAUCAAACUAGAGAUUAUUUUUCAAAUAUCGUGAAAGAUACGGUGGCAAAUCGAGACGAGCAAGGAGUUACAAGAGCAGAUAUGAUUCAACUUUUGAUGAACGCUCGAAGCAAGGAGUGGAAACACAUCGACGUGACCUUGGAUUUUAUGGCAGGACAGGCGAUUACAUUUUUCUUCGGUGGCUUCGAUACAACGUCGAUGCAAAUGUGUAUACUAGCACACGAAUUGGCUCUGAAUCCGGAAGUGCAACGGCGUCUGCAAGAGGAAAUCGACGAAGUUAUGGAGAAAACCAACGGCAGUCCGACCUACGAAGCGAUCAACGGCAUGGCCUAUCUCGACGCAGUUUUCGACGAGUCCCUGAGAUGCCGUUCUCAAGUCAGUAGCAUCGACCGGGUGUGCAGCAAAGAAUUCGAGCUGCCUCCAGCCCUGCCAGGUGCCAAACCGUUCACGCUCAAGCCUGGAAUGGUGGUCUGGAUCCCAGUUCAGCCUAUUCACGAAGACCCCAAGUAUUUUACAAAUCCAGAAAAAUUCGAUCCCGACAGGUUUUAUGAAAAGAGAGUCAAUGGCGACGUUCCCAGCAAUUUUGGCUUUGGCAUUGGUCCGAGAAUUUGCAUUGGCAGAAGAUUCGCUAAAUUGGAGAUCAAAGUAUUGUUCUUUUAUAUCCUGUCAAAAUUCGAAUUUGUGCCUAAUGCAGACACUAAUUUGCCGGUCCAAUUCGACAAAUCACAGUUCAAUCAAGACUACAGCUUAUCGGUAAAAUGGAGAAAAAAGAAUCAAUAA